AUGGCGGCCACUCAAUCGUCCAUCCCGUCCGUGAUCCGACACCCAAUUGUCUGGACCUUCACCUGGCUCUACUUGAUUACCCAGUCGGUCCUUCGAUAUGUCUUUUCACCCGUCCCCCCACCACCAGAUGCGACUAGCGAUUCAAACAUCCCACGCAAGAGGGUUGCCGUCAUUGGCGCUGGUCUGACUGGAGUUUCUUCCGCUGCUCACUGUGUGGGUCAUGGCUUCGACGUGCAGAUCUUCGAGUCUAGAUCCAAAGACCGCGGCUUGGGUGGUAUCUGGAGUAGGGUCAAUUCCACGUCUGCCCUCCAGGUGCACAGUUUGAUGUACCGGUUCCACCCCUCGGUCCAUUAUGACAAUGCCUACCCCAGUCAGAAACAAAUUAAGGAACAAAUUGUCAACCUCUGGAAGCGCUAUGAUCUUCAGCGACGCACGGUGUUCGACACCCGUGUCACAUCGGUCAAGAAAACUGAGAACGGGCAAUGGAUUAUCAACAAUGACGAGGACCAAUACGGCCGCUUCGACGGUGUGCUCACGGCCGUGGGAGUCUGUGGAGAGCCACAGAUGCCUUCUUUGCCCGACCAGGACAGAUUCAAGGGUCAGAUCUACCAUUCCUCCAACUUGGACGGUAAAAACGCCAAGGGCAAGAAGAUUCUGAUCGUCGGUGGUGGUGCCAGCGCAAUCGAAGCUCUCGAGUUCGCAGUCAAGUCUGGUGCGGCGGAGAUUGAUGUGCUUUCGCGCUCCGACAAAUGGAUCAUCCCGCGAAAUGUGCUGGUGCAGUCUCUACUGGCGCUCAACGUCUUUGGACAGGAAACAUGUCUUUCCUGGAUUCCUGAAUCGCUGCUGAAAAAGUUCUUCUACCGCGACCUCGAAGACAUUGCUCCGACCGAUGACGGGAUCUUCACUCAGACUCCCAUGGCCAACUCUCAACUGUUCGAUCAAAUCCGCGAGGGCAAGGCCCAUUGGUUGCGAGGAGAUAUCGUCUCGGUUGAGGAGCACGGCGUGAUGUUUAACCACCGUGCCCAAGGUGUUCCCAAGGGUGGCCCUGGCCGUGAAGGGCUGGUUGAGGGUGAUAUUAUCGUGAUGGCAACCGGUUUCAAGCGACCCUCUCUGACCUUCCUACCGGACGAGGUUUUCCAAGAGCCGUACGGUCCACCCAACUGGUACCUUCAGGUCUUCCCGCCCAAGUACCCAGACAUCUGUGCAAACAACAGCACGUACGUCAAUGCCAUCGGCACUGUGGGCAACAUGCAUAUCGGUAUCUACACUCGGUUCUUGAUCAUGUUCAUGACCGACCCGUUGACCCGCCCCACGGAAGAAUGGAUGAAGACCUGGAUCGAUUUCACACGGUUUAUGAAGCGUUUCUCGCCCACCAACGCCUUUGAUUUCUUUACCUACGCCGAGCUUAUCUACUGGUACGUGUUUGUCUUGCUCAUCAACCCGUUCCGGUGGAAGUGGGCUCUGUUCGUGUUCUUUGGUCUUGGGCGUGCUUUGCCCUUGAUGUUUGUCGAGCAAGAGAACAACUUCCGCAAGGAGUUGAAGAAGCAGCACAAGAAUAAUUAG
Molecule: messenger RNA, 1563 nt
Organism: Penicillium cinerascens
Lineage: Eukaryota; Fungi; Ascomycota; Eurotiomycetes; Eurotiales; Aspergillaceae
Product: flavin-containing monooxygenase
Exons: 2
Coding region: 1-1563 (520 amino acids)
Molecular function (GO): N,N-dimethylaniline monooxygenase activity; flavin adenine dinucleotide binding; NADP binding
Source: RefSeq, a predicted model, not a curated record